Amphibalanus amphitrite is the source of this 1976-nucleotide messenger RNA. Its product is annotated as TATA-binding protein-associated factor 172-like. The record is from RefSeq and is a predicted model, not a curated record. The transcript has 2 exons. Gene Ontology annotation, molecular function: ATP hydrolysis activity; DNA binding; ATP-dependent chromatin remodeler activity. Lineage: Eukaryota; Metazoa; Arthropoda; Thecostraca; Balanomorpha; Balanidae. The annotation marks the transcript as partial.
GAGACACCUUCAGCGUGGUGGCGCGCCAGGGAGCGAUCGAGACCGUAUGGUGUCUGGUGGACGCACUCUGGAUGGACGUGCUGCCCUACCUGGUGCUGCUGGUGGUGCCCGUACUAGGCCGCAUGUCGGACCGGGAUCUACCAGUGCGCCUGCUAGCGUCGCGCACGUUCGCAUCCAUCAUUCAGCUGAUGCCGCUGGAGCCAGGAUGCCCUGGCGGCGACGCAGUGCCGUCGCCGCUCAACCAACAAAAGGUGGCAGAGCGCUGCUUCUUGGACCAGCUGAUGGACCCUUCGUGUAUCGAGGAUGUUCCGGUGCCGGCAGGGGUGCGCGCCCAGCUACGGCCCUACCAGCGCCGCGGCGUCAGCUGGCUGGCAUUCCUCAAUAAGUACCAUCUGCACGGUGUGCUCUGCGACGACAUGGGGUUGGGCAAGUCGCUGCAGUCGCUGUGUAUGAUAGUGGCCGACCAUGCUGCGCGCCGUGAGCAGUUUGAGCGUUCGGGCGCUACCGAGGACGCGCCAAGGCCGUCUCUUAUUGUUUGCCCUCCGACUCUCACUGGUCACUGGAUGUACGAGGUAGACAAGUUCGUAGAGCCAUCUGAGCUGCGACCGCUUCACUACUUCGGACUACCGGCCGAACGCAGCCGGCUACAAGUACGCUUACCCAAUCACAACUUGGUGAUAUCCUCAUACGAUAUCGUGCGUAACGAUAUCGACUUUUUCGUCAAUGUCAAGUGGAACUACUGUGUCUUGGACGAGGGCCACAUUAUCAAAAACGGAAAAACCAAGGUGGCCAAGGCGAUCAAGCAGCUGGACUCCCGUCGGCGUCUGAUCCUGACGGGCACGCCACUACAGAACUCAGUUCUGGAGCUGUGGUCAUUGUUUGACUUUUUGAUGCCCGGCUUCCUGGGCACGGAGCGCCAGUUCACGACCCGCUACAGUCGGCCGAUUCUGCUGAGCCGGGACGCCAAGGCCAACUCGCGUGAACAGGAGGCCGGUGCGCUGGCAAUGGAGGCCCUUCACCGCCAGGUGCUGCCGUUUCUGCUGCGGAGACUCAAAGAGGACGUGCUCGAGGACCUGCCGCCCAAGAUCACGCAGGACUACUACUGUGAGCUGUCGGACAUCCAGAAGCAGCUUUACGAGGAUUUUGCGCGUUCGCGGGCUCAGCGGUCACUGGUGGAGGGUUUGGAGAGUGUCGAGAACCGUCGCGGCGUUGAGCGAGCGCCACCACACGUGUUCCAGGCACUCCAGUACCUGCGCAAAGUUUGCAAUCAUCCUAAGCUGGUGCUCACCAAACAGCAUCCGAGCUACGCCCAGGUACAAAAAACGCUGUGUGAACAAGGCAGCAGUCUGGAGCAGAUCGAUCAUUCUGCCAAAUUGGUGGCGCUGAAGCAACUGCUCCUUGACCUGGGCAUUGGUGAGGAGGAUGGCAUGCCAACAGCCAGCUCCGAGGUGGUGCACCCGCAUCGCGUGCUCAUCUUCUGCCAACUGAGGUCGAUGCUAGACAUGGUGGAGCAUGAUUUGCUGCAAGGCCAUCUGUCUGGCGUCACCUACCUGCGCCUGGAUGGCUCGGUGCCGGCCGGCGAGAGGCACGCACUCGUUCACCGGUUCAACAGCGACCCGAGCAUCGACUGCCUGCUGCUGACCACUCAGGUGGGCGGCCUAGGUCUCAACCUGGUCGGAGCCGACACUGUCAUAUUUGUGGAGCACGACUGGAACCCGAUGAAGGACCUGCAAGCAAUGGAUCGCGCACAUCGGAUCGGCCAGCGCCGUGUCGUCAACGUGUACCGGCUCAUUACGCGCGGCACGCUCGAGGAGAAAAUCAUGGGUCUGCAAAAGUUCAAGCUGUUGACUGCCAACACGGUGAUCACUGCGGAGAACAGCAGCUUAUUGACCAUGGGCACCGACCAGGUGGGUCAGAUGGGGCCGGACUGGGGGAAGGGGGAGGGGGGCUCAGAUGGGGACGAACCACGUAUGUAA